Molecule: messenger RNA, 372 nt
Organism: Aureobasidium namibiae CBS 147.97
Lineage: Eukaryota; Fungi; Ascomycota; Dothideomycetes; Dothideales; Saccotheciaceae
Exons: 4
Coding region: 1-372 (123 amino acids)
Source: RefSeq, a predicted model, not a curated record
AUGCCGACGCUCGAUGAGGUUAACGCAGACGGCAACGAUCGGGAAUUGGCUCUGAGAUCCCGCGAGACGUUGGUCGAGCGUACCGGUAGUCGGGUUCCUGCGAGUCUCAUGCGGACCUUUGGCAAGGCCAUCAGCAGGGGCACUUUGCUUCUUCCCGCCUGUCAAGAUCUCCACUUGCGGGACCCGAGGGAGGACGACCCAGGAUUCCAGAGCGGUGUGAUGGCGCGACAGGGUAUAGUGGUUGCCUCUUUCGGCUCAUACAUGUGGGCUGUCAUCCCAACCACUUGCCUACAUCUGUGGAUGGCUGCAAUCGUAUGCCACACAGCCAGGAAGGCUCUGAUCUUGGUUCGGAAUCGGGGCACCUUCAACUGA